CUCCGACCGUGCCAGCGAAGUGCGCAGCUCUUAACUACACAACUCCAAUCUCGGAAUGCCUACAGACGUUACACAGUUUGUCACAUCCCUUCGGAUCCUCGAUGGAAGCAUUCUGACACCACAAUCUGCGGUGGGUUCACAGCAGGAACGUAUUCGCGUUGGCACAGGACGUUUCUGAAUCGCUCUGGGACUCGAAGUCCUGAACGGAACGUUUCAACAGAGCUCGCACGUUUUUAACGAGAGGGACCCAGGACCAUCAGGAGCAUCAUGGAGGAGGCGGCCUCCCAGCGCCCCCCUCUCAACAAGCCGGCGCGUGGCCUCCAGGAGUGGAGGAGGAGGGUCAAGUCUGAGUACAUGAGGCUGCGCCAGCUCAAGCGCUUCCGCAAGGUGGAAGAGGUCAAGGCUCUGUUCCUGUCCAACCGCUGUAAGAUUGAGACCAAAACCCACCUCCUGAAUGAGGAGUGGUCCAAACGCAGGGUCCAGUCCAUCCCCCUAGCCACGGCCACAGGGUCUCUGCCCAACAAGAAGGUUUGCGUGGUGGAAUUUGGUUUCCCUCCUUUCCAGAACCAGACCGUUGCUAUGCGACCUCUAACAACAGUUGCUGGGAUACCAUUUAUGUACUCCUGGUCUCCUCUGCAGCAAAACUUCAUGGUGGAGGAUGAGACGUUUCUCCAUAACAUCCCGUACAUGGGCGAUGAGGUACUAGAGCAAGAUGAAGCCUUCCUGGAGGAGCUGAUUGAUAACUACGACGGUGUCCAUGGUGACAGAGAGGGAGGCUUUAUCAGUGAUGAGAUCUUUAAGGAGCUGGUGGAGGCUCUGAGCCAAUAUUCCGACAACCGACUCAGGGAGUUACUGGUGACUAGAGAUUUUGUCAGUGACCUCUCUCUCUCUCUCUCUGCGUGUGUGUGUGUGUGUGUGUGUGUGUGUGAGCCAGAGGGAGGCUUUAUCAGUGAUGAGAUCUUUAAGGAGCUGGUGGAGGCUCUGAGCCAAUACUCCGACCACGAGGAGGAUGAGGAGGAGGCAGAGGAGGGAGAGAGGAAGAGCGUAGCGGAGGAGCCCAAAGAGGAACCAGUCGCCAUGCUGAGUAGCAAUAGUGAAAGCCGUGAGGGGUCCAAUAGUCUGAAGAUGCCUCAUGACAAGAUCUUCACUGCAAUUGCGUCCAUGUUCCCCUACAAAGGCACUAUGGAGGAGCUAAAACAGAAGUACAAGGGCCUCUUGGAACCGCCAAGUCCAGUGAAGUUCCCACCGUUGUGCACCCCAAACAUAGACGGUGCGUAUGCCAAGUCCGUCCAGCGGGAGCAGAGCCUGCACUCCUUCCACACUCUCUUCUGUCGACGCUGCUUCAAGUACGACUGCUUCCUCCACCCCUUCCAUGCUUCACCCAAUGUUUACAAGAGGAGGAACAAAGAGAUUCGCAUGGAGACAGAACCAUGUGGGCUGAAUUGCUUCCUUCUGCAGAAAGGGGCAAAAGAGUUUGCUGACCAGAACAUUCAAAAAUCUCAGCGUUCGCGCCGUGGUCGCCGGCAGCCCUGUGCCUCCAGCUCGGGUGGCCCUGCGUCCACUGGCUCUACGGAGGGGAACAAAGAAGGUGACAGCGACCAUGACACCACCAGUUCCUCAGAAGGUAACUCUCGCUGCCAGACCCCCACCAAGCAGAAACAGGAGGAGGAGGAGAGGGGGGAGGAGGAGAAGGCUGAGGCCCAGGGAGAUCAGCAGUGGAGCGGGGCGGAAGAGUCUCUCUUCAGGGUCCUCCAUGGCACCUACUUCAACAACUUCUGCUCCAUCUCCAGACUCAUAGGCACCAAGACCUGCAGACAAGUGUAUGAUUUUGCCAUGAAGGAGAUGCUGAUUCACCGUGUGCCAGUGCAGGAGGGAGGGGCGUCUCCACAGAAGAAAAAGAGGAAGCACAGGUUAUGGGCCAAAAUCCAGCUGAAAAAAGAUAAUUCGUCCAAUCAGGUGUAUAACUACCAGCCAUGUGACCACCCUGAGCACCCAUGUGACAGCUCCUGCCCCUGCGUGAUGACCCAGAACUUCUGCGAGAAAUUCUGCCAGUGUGACCACCAGUGUCAGAACCGCUUCCCAGGCUGCCGCUGUAAAACGCAGUGCAACACUAAGCAGUGCCCGUGCUACCUGGCGGUGCGGGAGUGCGACCCUGACCUCUGCAUGACCUGCGGUGCGGCCGACGAACACUGGGAGAGCAAGCAGGUGUCCUGCAAGAACUGCAGCAUCCAGAGAGGCCUGAAGAAGCAUCUCCUGCUGGCUCCCUCUGAUGUGGCCGGAUGGGGCACCUUCAUCAAAGAGUCCGUUCAGAAGAAUGAGUUUAUCUCUGAGUACUGUGGAGAGAUGAUUUCGCAGGACGAGGCCGACAGACGUGGGAGAAUCUAUGACAAAUACAUGUCCAGCUUCCUCUUCAAUCUGAAUAACGACUUUGUUGUGGACGCCACGCGGAAAGGGAACAAAAUCCGCUUCGCCAAUCACUCUGUCAAUCCCAACUGCUAUGCCAAAGUUGUCAUGGUGAAUGGAGACCACCGCAUUGGGAUUUUUGCCAAGCGAGCCAUCCAGCAAGGGGAGGAGCUUUUCUUCGAUUACAGAUACAGCCAAGCAGAUGCACUGAAGUAUGUGGGAAUCGAGAGGGAGAUCGAUGCUGUCUAAUCAAAGGACACGUCCUCCACACCCUGAACUUUGAUCUCUGACCUUGAAGUUUAAACAUCCACGUUCCUGACCCCACUGCAUUCCGUCACACUGAGUCUGGUCUGUAUGCCAUAGAAGCUCAGCCACUAGCCUUACAACAGAUGGCAGCUCCUCUGCGCAUGUCACAAAACUCUUCCCCCCAGGUCUCUCUGUAACCAAUCAGUGUACUGUGUUUGCUCUCAGCUCCAAAUCUGAUUUGUGUACCUGAAGCUUUCGAAGCUCUAUUUAUCUGACUCACUCACUCACUCGCUCUGCAUCCUAACAGCUGUGCUGCUCUGUAUGUUAGCUUGGUUUGGUCUGAGGAGACCGUGCUAUGCCUUGGUGUCGUGACAGACACACACUAUAGUCUAGUUAGUCCUCCUCUGUAGCUCUCUUCUCUGGUGACCUAGCUAAAGGUGUAGUCUACUCCUCUCAACACACGCUAACCGCUAAUCUCAUCUCUGUGCAAGCUCUCAGACACUGGACAUCCGGUGUGUAAUCUGAUUAGCCCUCAACAAAUGUGUCUCUCAUAGGGCAGCUAGAGGGCCUGUCUGUGCAGGAUUUUGCCAACCCAUAGCUACACAUGGUAGCCUCCGUAGCUUCAGAAAGGGCUCGCUCCUAGCUCAUCCAUAACCUGAGCUUGCAGACGGCAUCAUCUUUUCCUGACUUAAGAUCAGUCUUAGGGAUUUAAAACAGUUCACAUUAGUACAAGUUAUCAGUAUCUGUUAGAAAAGGCCUGAGGAAAAAUAUAAGAGUAAUACGCUGACCUAAUGAAUAUGAACAGCCACUUUGGCUGUUAGGCUGCCCCUCAAUUUUAAAAAAGCUUUUCAUUGCAAAAAGCAGAGGUCUUUUUUUGCUGAAAGUUGAUUUGAAAAAAUAAAAAAAGCCAGAUAUGAUUUUGUUUCAGUGUGUUACCCAUGUUGUUGUUGAGGUGGCCUGGCCCUAAGAGACUCUGAGGUAAUAAAGAAAGAAAUACUGAUGUCAUGUUGUGCCAGAGCAGAUAGAAAACAGUCUGUUCUAGGGAGAUGCAUCCAUGGGGGAGAGAUAGAGUUCAGAAGACAGAUGGCGGGACUAGAGGGAGAAUAAAACUUAAAGGAUUGAAAGACAGAUAGACAGACAGACAGACAGACAAACAGACACAGAAGGCCUAAAAGAGGACUAAGGGAUAGAGAGCGUCUGGAAGGACAGAAAAAAGAUAGCACACAGGCUUGGGAUAGCACCACUUACAGUAGUUCCAAAUCAAGUAGCUACCCUGUUGCUAACGUGUGUUUUGCCCUAGAUUCAGAUCUGCAUUCAUAGCCUAAACGCGAUCUCAGUUUUACCUUCCCCAUGUAACCAAUCUCACAGGAACUCUGUUGCAGUAGAUCAUAGUGAUAACGUUAGCAGGGACUUCUGCUGCUCUCUACUGGAUAGGCAACAGAAAAGCAUCCAGAGACACCUAGGACUGUGGUCAUCCAUCUUAUACGUUCCCCCACCCCCACAGCACAGACUCCAUCUUUCCCUGGUACCAUAUAUGCAUACUUGACUGAGCUUGUCACCCUUGAUUAGCAGAACACACCUGAUGUAGUAAUGAACAGCAUUUUAAUGACAUUGAUUUCAAACAGAUGUGCUUGGACCAGGGAGAGAUGCAGAGAGCAGAAUUGAGAAUCGCUGAUGUAGGGAAACUAGUAUGGCCAUUGAACUGGGUGGUCAGGUGGUUGUUGCAAAUGUAUGUUACAUGACAGGGAAGGCAAUGAAUUCCUCACUUUUGGAAAUCUAAAAAUGUAUUGCACAUAUAAAGCUUGUUUGCAAGCGUUAGUUAUCAUCUCUAAUGACCCCUUUCCUGAGAGAAAUGUUACCAAAUACAACCAGGCCUUAAGUAUUUUUAUGUCCAAUGAAGAAGAUGUUUACAAAAAGAUCAUAUUAAGCUAUUUCUAUGCUACUAUGUGUCAUAUGGUCAUUAUGAAGUGAUCCUGAGGGCUUCAGUUAGACCUUAAAAGAGGCCUUUACUUGGAGCUCUAGGCAUAAUGCUGAUUACAGUACUUUGCUAUGUGUCCAGGAGGUAAGAUGGGAAUGUUACAUUUCAAAUGCUAUUGCUGGAUGCGGUAGCUGUGGCUAGGCUAACUAGCCUCUUGCAGACUGCAGGAGAGUUUAGGGUUGAUGUAUGCAUGUGUGUGCCACCAGGUGUGUGCAUGUGUGUGUACUCACUCGGGUCUCCUGGCCUGAAAGAUAUAUAUUGUCAUUUACAUCCAUCCCCUCAUUCCAAAAGAUGUAUGACGAGCAAUCUGAGACAUGUGUGCGCUCCUGUGCUGAUAUUACAAAUAAAAUGCUAUGGGAUCUCCUCCUGUCAUGUAAAUGUAAGCAGAUACGUGUAUGAAAGAAAUAAACUACAUUUAUACAGUA
This is a messenger RNA of Clupea harengus (Atlantic herring), 5052 nucleotides long. It is a transcript of the gene ezh1, whose product is annotated as enhancer of zeste 1 polycomb repressive complex 2 subunit. Bases 268 to 2652 code for a protein of 794 amino acids. The record is from RefSeq and is a predicted model, not a curated record. Gene Ontology annotation, molecular function: chromatin binding; protein binding; histone H3K27 methyltransferase activity. Gene Ontology annotation, cellular component: ESC/E(Z) complex; nucleus. The transcript is spliced from 21 exons. Lineage: Eukaryota; Metazoa; Chordata; Actinopteri; Clupeiformes; Clupeidae. Gene Ontology annotation, biological process: heterochromatin formation.